CUUCUAAUAUCUGCUACUGAAUUCUAAAAGUAUCCAGCAUCUCCGGGUGUCUCGGUAAAUUGCAUCUUUCUAAAAUGCCAGGAACUAUGUAAAAAACCACAUACAGAUUAUUCCACUACAAAAAGGGGAUCUCGGUAAUCCCAAUCAUCUCCCGUGAAAAUAGUGGCCGGGCUGAUGAGGGGAAGGUCCACAGCAGAGCGGGGCGAGCGAGAACCGACUCUGCGGCUCAAAAGCAGCCUCGGAAACCUUCAGGGACAGGACAGGUGGGCGGAGGCCGGGGCCGCCGAGGGCACCACCGCGGGCACCACCGCGGGCACCACCACGCGCCCACGGCCCCGUCGCGCUCGUCCUUCUCCACCUGUUACCGAGACGGGCCGUGCGGGCUGCGCCGAGCCCCGACCCGAGCAGGACCCCGAGCGGCCACGCAGCUCCCCGGAGCCGGGGCACCAGCAAAGUGUAAAGAGUUGGCGCGGAGCGAGGUCCUUGCCGGGCCGCCCGGCCCCGGCCCCGGCCCCGGCCCCGACCCCGGCCCGGCCCGGCCCCGCCGCCGCCGCCGCCGCCGCCGCCGCCCUGAUUAGCCCCGAUCCGGCCGCAGAUGGAAGCAGGAGAGGAUUCUUCUCAAGGACAGAAAAGAGGAUCGGAAACCCAAUUUUAAAGACCGUACACUGCACAAUAAGGAGCAGGCAUUAACCAUUUCCACUUAAACCUUUUGGUCCGUGAACCCAGAAUUCGGUUAAGUCCGUAGACCAACUAAAUUAACGUGCCAAGAAUUCGUGGAUGUUUGGAACUCAAAAUAAAAAUCAGGACGCGAGAUGGUCCCGGGAUAAAACGCUACUGACCAAACACUGGCAAGUUAAACUAGCUGUGGUGUUGAUACACUGAAUUAAAUUUCAAAUAAAACACGCAAAGACAGCAAAUCGUUUUAAAGUUACAAGUUAAGACUGUAAAAGGUAAUCUCAAUUGUAGUUUUUCCCUCCAAUUUUUGAAGUCAAAAAGGGGGGUGGGUAGCCAAUUGUAGGAAUUGAACACUUUUAGAAAUCAAGACUGAUACUUCAUUGCCUCACACUUAAACUACACAGGAGGUAUGCGUUUUGUCUACCCCCCAGAAUCUCCCAACUUUCUGUUGUUUGCCCUUACAUUUCUCCCUCGCCCCCCCCUCCCCCAUACCAACAUCCUGAAAUCAAUAAAGUUAAAGGUGAAGUACACCCUAUUCCUUCCUGGGUAUUACCACCCCAUAGCUUCUUAAAAAUGAUUUAAAAAAAAAAUCUUAACUUUGGUUAAUGCUUUAUUACACAAGAAUAUAUAUAAUUUGAUUUUUUUCAUUGAGGUAGUGUUCCCCCCCCCCCCGGAACACAUUAAAGUCUCCAAGUUUAUAUAAUUAAAAAUUGCAGGAUUUAAUUUUCAGGAUGAAGAGCAAGUGAAAGGCAAGCUACAGAAGAAUAAUUUGACCAUAUAUGUAUAUUUUGUACAUACAUUUGUGGAUAAAUGUAUCUUAAAAGAUGCUAUUGUUUUAUGUUUCCUCUUCAGCCACUGGCUGUGAUUUUAAUUGUGCUGGAGGAUCUUCAUUAGUAUUAACACAUGGGGAGAUUUCACAAAGCUGCUUCAUUAGGGGGGAAAAAAAGCUUGGCAGACUAGGUCUUUUUGCAUGCACUGAGAAUGUCAGCCUUACCUCGGUCAUUUGUAACAUAAUAAGUGCAAGUACAAUGAUUGCAAUGCAGGAGCACUGGGGGAAGGGCAGAAAUACUGCCUGUCUAAUAGGGAUAUUUGAAAAAAAAGGCUGCUCAUUACACAGUAAAAUGUAUGCUAAAAAUUAGUGAAGAUGAUGUCUCAGGAGACUGAUGCUAAAUAAAUUAAUGUGCUGAUAUGUUUUUAA
Nyctereutes procyonoides (raccoon dog) is the source of this 1873-nucleotide messenger RNA. Its product is annotated as translation initiation factor IF-2-like. The record is from RefSeq and is a predicted model, not a curated record. Lineage: Eukaryota; Metazoa; Chordata; Mammalia; Carnivora; Canidae. The transcript is spliced from 3 exons. Bases 175 to 690 code for a protein of 171 amino acids.